AUGCAUCUCAAUUCUCUCCCUCAGCUGUUAUAUGUUAUCUUCAUUGCACUUUUGGCUGUAUCUGGGGCAAAAAUUCAAGAUAGAGCAGAUGUAGUGACCGAUUUUGAGUGUCCUUCUACUGUGGCAUUGGCCUUUAACGAAGCGGACCACUACAAGAACGUGGAUUAUGACCCAACCACUGGUAACUCAAUUAAUGGCUCUUUCUGGACAGAUUCGAACACCAUGGAGACACUACACUUACUUAUGCUGCAAACCGGUCGUUCAGACUUUGAUGGACUAGCCGACAACUCUUUUCUUGGACGUAAUGCACUCGUUCCUUCUACCAAUUGGGAGACAUUUACGGGACCAUUUUUCGAUGAUGCCGGGUGGGCUGUUCUCGCUUUGUGGACUAUGGCCGAUUAUAAGGCGACUCGCCACCAACCUGAUGUGGAUGACUUCUUCGCUGCCGCGGCAACAGUAUACGACCUCAUAGCGUCAAAUUGGGAUGACACUUGCGGCGGCGGAGUGUGGUGGACGGUCGAUCAUACAUACAAGAAUGCAAUAACCAACGAGCUAUUCCUAACGCUAUCAGCUCAAGGUUACCUACGAUUCAAAAAUGAAACUUAUCUGGAGAAUGCAAAAAAGGUAUGGGCAUGGAUCGAGGGCUCUGGCAUGCGCAACGACCAAGGAUUGUACAACGAUGGCCUUGUAUUAGGCACAUGUGUGAACAACGGCGAAACUACUUGGACGUAUAAUCAAGGCGUUAUACUCUCUGGGCUUGGAGCACUCUAUGCCGCGACCGGUAACGAGACGCUAAUUUCUGAAGCGGAAAUCACUAUCGAUGCCACGAUUCGUAACUUGACCAUGAACGGAAUCUUGAAGGAAUCCUGUGAUGAUGUGGUUCUUGAAGGUAUCCCAUGUGAUUCAGACCAGGGCAUAUGGCUGAAGCAUCUCCAAUACUUCCUCACCUUUGUUCAUCCAAAUUACCCUGAACUCGCAGCCAAGUACAACUCUUUCAUUGGCUCCCAGAGCGAGGCCGUACUCCGACUGGCCACUGACUCUCAGCUUGACAUCGGUUCUGUGUGGUAUGCAGCAGAUGCGGGUGGUUCGAUAUUCAGUGUGCAAAGUUUGGCUAGUGGUAUCAUGGCGCAUGUCACCAAUGCACAAUACGGGCCAUGUCUUUAG
Lentinula edodes (shiitake mushroom) is the source of this 1164-nucleotide messenger RNA. Its product is annotated as glycoside hydrolase family 76 protein. The transcript is spliced from 12 exons. Lineage: Eukaryota; Fungi; Basidiomycota; Agaricomycetes; Agaricales; Omphalotaceae. The coding region runs from base 1 to 1164 and encodes 387 amino acids. The record is from RefSeq and is a predicted model, not a curated record. Gene Ontology annotation, biological process: carbohydrate metabolic process.